ACGAAGCUGCGGAUCAACAUGCUUCCUGGCACGGUGCUGGAGCCCGUCUCCGAGUGCUUCCUGGCGAGCCUCAUCAUUGGCUGGGCUGCUCAUUACGUGUUCAGGUGGGACAUGAUGGUCUUCUUCAUGUGUCACUGUCUCGCCUGGUUUAUAUCUGACUACAUCCAGCUGACCGGAGUUCAGGGCGGCCCGCUGUGCUUCUCGAAGCUGGACUUUGCGGUGGCGUGGUUCAUCAGAGAGUCGAUGGCCGUGCAGAUCUUCCUGUCGGCUCUGUGGGACCCCACCAUCAGCUGGAGGACCGGACGCUACCGGCUGCGCUGCGGCGGCACCGCCGAGGAGAUCCUCGAUGUGUAGUUACCACGGCAACCGGCCGCCCCUUCCCCCUCCUCCUCUUCAUUAUGAUGGCGGUGACCGGGAGGAGAGAAAGAGACUGAUGUUUGUUUUUGUUUUU
Messenger RNA from Plectropomus leopardus (leopard coralgrouper), 451 nucleotides. The record is from RefSeq and is a predicted model, not a curated record. Lineage: Eukaryota; Metazoa; Chordata; Actinopteri; Perciformes; Serranidae.